Molecule: messenger RNA, 1188 nt
Organism: Penicillium antarcticum
Lineage: Eukaryota; Fungi; Ascomycota; Eurotiomycetes; Eurotiales; Aspergillaceae
Gene: ppm1
Product: protein C-terminal leucine carboxyl O-methyltransferase ppm1
Exons: 2
Biological process (GO): C-terminal protein methylation
Molecular function (GO): protein C-terminal leucine carboxyl O-methyltransferase activity
Source: RefSeq, a predicted model, not a curated record
AUAGUCCCAUACCAAACCCCACCACGCAAGUCCAAGCUCCAAGCUUCCUCCACUCUCAUGGCCGCAUCCCACAUUCCAAACCUAAACUCACUACGGCGAGGCCGAGGUCGCGGUCGAGGCACAGGUCGCGCAGACUCAACCGCCCCAGGCAAAGACCGCGUCGUGCAAGGAACUGACAAUGACGCAAGCGUGUCCCGCCUCAGCGCCGUCGAACUGGGAUACCUAGACGACGCAUAUGCAACGGCAUUGACACCCCUAGGGUCCACGACACGGCGGCUCCCAAUUAUCAACAGAGGAACCUACGUUCGCACGACAGCCAUCGACCAGCUCGUAGCUCGCUUUCUCGGUCCAUGCAAGCCAGAAGGGCAGUCACACAAGAAACAGAUUAUCUCGCUAGGUGCAGGCUCGGAUACGCGCGUCUUCCGUCUUCUCUCGUCGCGACAAGCUCCCGACUUUGUCUACCAUGAGAUUGAUUUCGCGGUUAACACCACCGCGAAGAUUCGCACGAUCCGCUCGGCGCCGAUAAUUCAGCGCGCGUUGGGAAUUGGCUCGGAGAAGAAUAGUAACAAUUCGGUCACGGUGUCGGAGGCAGCAGAUGCGCUUCAUUCGCCUGUUUACCAUCUCCAUCCUGUUGAUCUGCGAUCACUAGCUAGGAGCAGUGAUGCUGGCGCCAUAUUGCCGGGUGUGGAUACGAGUUUGCCGACUCUUUUGAUUUCGGAAUGCUGCCUUAUCUACCUGUCACCCCUUGAGGCAGAGGAGGUAGUUUCGUUCUUUACGAAACGUCUCUUUGAUGCGGCAGAUACACAGGCACAAUCUCCGCUGGGGUUAGUUCUCUAUGAGCCUAUUCGCCCGAAUGAUUCAUUUGGUCAAGUUAUGGUCUCAAAUCUCGCGGCGCGCGGUAUCCAGCUUCAGACGUUGCAUCGCUAUGCGUCGCUCGAGGCGCAGCGGGGCCGGUUCCGAGAGCAGGGCUUUGGGAACGGCCAGGCGGCGGCUGAUAUUGAGUUCAUCUGGAAACAGUGGAUCAGCGAAGAGGAGAAGGAGAGGGUUGCGGGCUUGGAGAUGCUGGAUGAGAUAGAGGAGUGGCAGCUUCUCGCAAGGCAUUACUGUAUUGCCUGGGGCUGGAGAGAUCGUGAUGAUAUUGCGGCUUUCGCUGAGUGGAAGGAUUUAGAGGCUCAGCAAGGCGAGUAG